AACCCUAGCACCCCCUUUCUCUCUCGACUAAAGUCGCAGCCGCUUCUCCGAUUUGAAUCUCCUCUGGCGGUCGGCUCUGCCGCGGUCGUCGGGAGCGGCCUCUUCUGUUUCUCUGUCAUGUUAUCGGCUUUUCUCCUUGAGUUUUUGGUUCCUCUGAAACUUACGGCUUGGAUUCGUUAGAUCUGAGAUGGUGAGUCAAAGGGUCCGACCUCGUUGUAUUUCUCGGUGUUUAUGGGCAUAUUCCUCGACGUCCAGAGAUACGGAGACUCGAUGGUAUGACCCAGGUUUGAUUCCCCUGUUUAUGUGGUAUCUUUGUAGGAACUAGGGUCUCUUGGUAUUUCUGUCUUCUGUGUCUUAGUAAUGAGACGAGGCUUUCAAAAGACGAUGGAGUGAGAGAUCAGGGAUCCGAAGUUGUUAGCUUCUUGCUGUUUGCUUUGGCUGCCCCACUAGAUUCGUAGCUUUUUCAGGUGUGCGGGUGCAGUUUAUUCCGGCUCUGAUGUGGGGUGGUAAUUCUUCCAUCGGUUCGGGUGAGGCAAAGCUCAAGUAUUUCAAUGGUGGUCGCUUGUGCUUCUCCUGUUAUCUUCUCUUUGUCUUGGUGUAGCGAAGGUCCUCGGUCUAAGUUAGGUCUUAACCUGUGUUAUACCUUUCCCUUGCUCGAAGUUCAAAGCCUCUCGAUAUAAGUUCGGCUCUGUUUCGAGGCCUCAUUGGUGAGGCGUUCUGGUGGAGCUUCUGUUUGAGGCUUCUUUGUGGAGACAACUUCAGAGAGUGUAGAGGAUUCAGAGUUAGGGAGGUGGUUGUUCGAAUUCAUAAAGGAAGUUUCAGUUGGUUUUGGACUUGUGGAGUUUGUUUGGUCUAAUGGUUAUGUUGGGAGAUAGCAUUCUCUGCAUCUUCAGGCCUCGCCGUUUGUCCUCUGCUCUUGUUUUUUGUUUUCUUCAUCUGGUGAAGAUCCGGAGCGGGGAAGUUGUUCAGUUCCUUGGGUUGAAACGAACGGGUUUCUCCGGAUUUUUUGGUAAGGAGCUGUGGAGCCUUAGCUCAAUUUCAUGCAGUCUUUGAGUGGUUAAUUGCCAACUGUCGUCUUCUUUAAGAUCGUCUCUCUUGUGGGCUUCUUGUUGAUGAAGCAAUUUUAGAUUCUGUGACUCUCUUUUGUUCUUAUCAUCACCGACUCCUCCCGUGUAUAUCAUCAUCUUCUGAGUCUUACAAUAACAAAACCCAUUCUUGGUGUAUUCCGUUGAUGGGUCAUCCAAAAAUCCAAGCUUUAAUCGAUUUUUCCUCUUAAGAGAUUUAAAUCUGCAUAAGGAACGCAUCAGCUUUUUGUAUUAAAGAAGAAAUCAGAAGGAGAACGAGGAUAGAUACAUACAGGCAAAAGAAAAACGUUGCUGUUAAGAAAAAGUUUGCUCUCUCUCUGCCUUAAGCGAUAGAAGAAGAUGGUGGCUUUUGGGAAAUAUCUGCAGCGGAAACAAAUCGAAGAAUGGAGAGGCUAUUACAUCAAUUACAAAUUGAUGAAGCAGAGAGUAAAGCAAUAUGCUGAACAAAUACGUGGCGGAUCUCAACAUCCUCGCCAUGUUCUCAAAGAUUUCUCCAGGAUGCUCGAUACUCAAAUUGAGAAAACAGUCCUAUUCAUGUUGGAACAACAAGGGUUGCUGGCAGGGAGAUUAUCCACGCUGAGGGAAACGCAUGAUGCUGUUCUCGAGCAGCCUGACAUAUCGAAAAUCGUGGAGCUACGUGAAUCAUACAGAGACGUUGGAAGAGAUCUUCUACAGCUUCUGAAAUUCGUUGAGUUGAACGCCAUUGGUCUCCGCAAGAUACUCAAGAAGUUUGACAAACGUUUUGGCUAUAGAUUCGCCGACUACUACGUCAAAACCAGGGCUAAUCAUCCUUACUCACAGCUUCAACAAGUGUUUAAGCAUGUGGGUGUAGGAGCUGUUGUUGGAGCCAUUUCUCGAAAUCUUCAUGAGCUUCAAGAAAACGAAGGAAGUUUCUAUUCAAUCUACGACCAACCUGUUCUUCCACUUCAGGAUCCAGUGGUCGAGGCAAUUAAGACAGCAGUUGACAAGUUAACAAACUCGACGAGUUUCCUCAACUUCUUGGCACAGCAUGCUCUUAUCAUGCAAGAUGAUCUCCAGACUCCUUCAGAGGAUACCAUCGAUGAACGGACUUACCAUUUUAACUCCUUACUCCUGAACUUAGGAAACACGUUUUUGUACAUGGUCAACACAUACAUCAUCGUCCCUACAGCAGAUGACUAUUCAAUGAGCCUCGGAGCUGCAGCUACUGUUUGUGGUGUUGUAAUUGGAUCUAUGGCCGUGGCUCAAGUCUUCUCCUCGGUUUAUUUCAGCGCUUGGUCCAACAAAUCUUACUUCAAACCUCUUGUGUUUAGUAGCAUCGCUCUCUUUAUCGGAAACUUAAUGUAUGCGUUGGCUUAUGAUGCAAACUCCAUUACUCUUCUCUUAGUAGGCCGUCUCUGUUGUGGGCUGGGGUCAGCAAGAGCUGUGAACAGGAGAUACAUCAGUGAUUGUGUGCCUUUGAGAAUCAGAAUGCAGGCAUCUGCAGGCUUUGUGAGUGCUAGUGCUCUUGGAAUGGCGUGUGGUCCUGCACUAGCCGGUUUGCUCCAAAUCAAAUUCAAGUUUUACAAGCUGACGUUUAACCAGUCUACUUUGCCUGGUUGGGUCAUGGCUGUGGCGUGGCUGUUCUAUUUGGUAUGGCUAUGCAUUUCAUUCAAGGAGCCGUUGCGUGAUACAGAGGAGCAAGAAAGAAGCAAGCGUAAUGAAACAAGUUCAAUGACAGAGAGAAUUGAGGAAGGUAUUCGGAAGCCGUUGUUGAUUACUUCAGGGAUCUUGCCGGAUGAUGAAGAGGAUUGCGAUGAAAGUGAAGAGUCUGCAGAUGAUUCUCGCAGACCUGCAAACUCUUUCGGUGAUGCAUACCGCCUUCUUACUCCAUCUGUUAAGGUUCAACUGCUGAUCUACUUCAUGCUCAAGUACGCAAUGGAGAUAUUACUGUCUGAGUCUAGUGUGGUUACGUCAUACUAUUUUGGCUGGACAACAAGCUCCGUUGCCAUCUUCUUGGCGUGCCUUGGACUCACGGUGCUACCUAUCAACAUUCUUGUGGGAAGUUACAUCAGUAACAUGUUUGAAGACAGGCAAAUCCUUUUGACGUCUGAGAUCAUUGUCUUUGUUGGGAUCCUCUUCAGUUUUAACUUGUUUGUUCCAUACACUGUACCGCAAUACGUGAUCUCUGGUCUAGUAAUGUUCGUUGCUGCUGAAGUACUCGAAGGUGUGAAUCUAUCAUUGUUGUCUCGGGUAAUGUCAUCAAGGCUAUCAAAAGGAACUUACAACGGAGGAUUGCUGUCUACGGAAGCUGGGACGCUGGCUAGAGUUGUGGCGGAUGUAACUAUAACGUUGGGAGGAUACUUGGGAAGAAAUCAUCUGUUGAAUGCAACUCUGCUACCAUCACUUGUCAUCUGCAUUGGCUCCAUUGUUGCUACUUGUUGUACUUAUAACUCUCUCUAUUGAUAUAUGUUAAGGGAUUUUGCUACCAGUUUUACAAAAUAGAAUUAAAAAAAUGGAACGGUGUGUAUCCUCUCUCUUUGUUUGAUUCUUUUUUGUUGUCACCAAGGUUCCUAACUCCAAUGGUUGCAUAUGUGCUCAAUUAUAUACAUAGGAAUCUUGUUCUUGUUCCUGUGUUUCGUGAGCUUUUGAUUGAGUUAUUUAUUCCAGUGUUUUUUUCCCUAA
This is a messenger RNA of Brassica oleracea var. oleracea, 3728 nucleotides long. Its product is annotated as SPX domain-containing membrane protein At1g63010. Lineage: Eukaryota; Viridiplantae; Streptophyta; Magnoliopsida; Brassicales; Brassicaceae. Gene Ontology annotation, biological process: transmembrane phosphate ion transport from cytosol to vacuole. The record is from RefSeq and is a predicted model, not a curated record. Gene Ontology annotation, cellular component: plant-type vacuole membrane. The coding region runs from base 1425 to 3509 and encodes 694 amino acids. Gene Ontology annotation, molecular function: transmembrane transporter activity. The transcript has 13 exons.